CAUAUUUUAAAAUCUCAGAGUCAGAAUGACUUUGCUCAAAGACGAAGUGCAAAGGUUAAGUGCAGUUUGAAAUAUGUCGUCAAGCCUGCAAGUGAGAAGAUCUGCCAUCUGUUUCCUUUCAUUCGCUUGCUCAAUGGUCCAUGCAUAUUCUGGACAGUUUCAUAACUAGUAUUUGUCACUGUCUAAGUAUAUAGCCUAACCCAACAGCAUUCUAUGUUUUCUCGUCUUCUGCUUGAGUCCACUGAUGUGGUCUUUUCUAAAUUAUUCUUUAAUGUAGUUAUGAAUAAUUUACAUACAAGUGGAUUUGAUGGUCAUUGUCAGUCAUGCAGAGAGAAUCAGUCUUGCAGAGAACUCGCUUUCUCAGAGUUUGGCAGGAAAACAGAAACCUGUAUGCAAAAAUGGCAACCGUGCAUCCGGUGUAUUUUUUUUUUAAAACAAUGACAUUGUCAUGCUAGAUGUUGCAUGAAGACCUGAUAGUCCUAACCAGUGUUGCUGUAUCAACUUGAGCACAUGAAAUUAUGAUCCAGCUGGGUAUAUUCUGUAAGUGCUACAUUUUAAUCGUCUAUGUACAGAGUAUUUGUUUGACUGAUAUGUGUUGGCUCACCCUUUACAUUGCUUAUUUUUCAGUGAGUCUUUUUACCAAAUUAGCAAAUGCAGAUUUCAAUGCUGGGCUUGGAGUGAUGACUCUCAGCGACCGGACGGAUCUGACAUGCUGUCACUGGGACAAGGCUAUGUGCUUUUUCUAUGCUGAUUCAAGAAACAUUGGUCAGCAAAAUUCCUCUGACAAUUGCUGUAAACUUACUGUCAGUGGAGAGCAACUGUUACAGGGAAAAGCUGGAGAGGAGCUCCAAACAACAAUUAUCGUCCACUGUGAACUCAAAGCUGACAACAAAAUGAGCCAAAAUGUCACCAUUACAGUGUGGAGGAUAUCCCUUUCUGGUAAAUACAUUCUUAUAUUUCUGGUUAUCCUGGGGACACUGAUUCUGCUCUCUUUGCUCAUCUCCAUCAUCCUAUGUAUUAUCUAUGUGACCAAAGAACAAGGGUAUAGACAAAAGUUUCAUCCAGCAAGAACUCAAGUAAUGGACAAUGACAACCAAGAUGCAAAUUCUGGUACUGUUGAAGUGCAGGAAGAGAAAACAGAGACCGUAGAGGAUGAGCUAUUAUAUGCCACAGUGAAUCAUUCAGGUGCUGGUGAAAACUCUGCUCCUGUAGUGAAGUUUGAAUCAGGAACUGACUACGCCACAGUGGUCAUACACUAAACAACCUGUAACACUGAAUGGAUUUUUUUUCCAUCAGGGAUUUUAGCCA
Messenger RNA from Sinocyclocheilus rhinocerous, 1308 nucleotides. RefSeq lists its product as uncharacterized. NCBI's taxonomy places the organism in Eukaryota, Metazoa, Chordata, Actinopteri, Cypriniformes, Cyprinidae. Bases 519 to 1259 code for a protein of 246 amino acids. The record is from RefSeq and is a predicted model, not a curated record. The transcript has 7 exons.